GCCUCGCAGGCGCGACACGACUCGGCCAGUAAACGGAAACUCCGGCGCGAGAUGGAGCGGUUCCGCCUGUGGACGCGCGUGGUCGCGUGCGCCGUGCUGCUGUCCGCCGCCAGCGGUGCUGAAACCAGCGACUCGGACCAGGAGGUGGACGUGGACACAAGAGCGCUCAUGGACUUCUACCCGAAAACCCCAAACCUGACCAACGAAAAGCAGCUUCUUGGGGCUCUGCAAGAAGUUCUGGAAAAACUUCAGAGCAAACGAAUAUCACCGUGGGAAAAGAAGUUUGGACAAGUUCCCACGUGCGACGUGGGGGAGCAGUGUGCCAUCAGGAAAGGCGCUCGCAUCGGGAAGAUGUGUGACUGUCCACGCGGGGCGUUCUGUAACUUCUUCUUGCUGAAGUGUUUGUGAGGAGGACUGGAAA
Molecule: messenger RNA, 421 nt
Organism: Scleropages formosus (Asian bonytongue)
Lineage: Eukaryota; Metazoa; Chordata; Actinopteri; Osteoglossiformes; Osteoglossidae
Product: cocaine- and amphetamine-regulated transcript protein-like
Exons: 3
Coding region: 52-408 (118 amino acids)
Biological process (GO): negative regulation of appetite; cellular response to starvation; positive regulation of MAPK cascade
Molecular function (GO): neuropeptide hormone activity
Source: RefSeq, a predicted model, not a curated record